AUGCGCAGAAGCGGCGCCACCGCCGCACACAAGCCACCACCGCCACCACAACCAGACCAAGGAGCCCGCAAGCUCCACUGCCACCACCCACGCCACGCGGGGCUGAAGAGCCGAGCCGCACCAUCGCUGCCUACCAAGCUCGCCGAGAAGAGCUCCGCGGGCGCCGCCAACCGCCACAGAGAGGGAGCUUCGACAGACGCCAACACAGGGGUCCAAGGCCCAGCCGUCGCCGCAGCAGCGCGAGCUCCCCGGUCCAGCCGCCGUCGCGGCCACAGCGGCCGCCAAACCAGCCGGAGCACACAUCGGGCCGCCACUCCGCAGACCGCCUCCGCAGCAACGUCCCGCGCCGCUGCCCACAGGGCAGCACACCGCGCACCCCAGCCACCCCCGCGCCGCACGCCGGCGCCCCAGCCAAGCCCGCACCGCACGCCGGCCGAGGGGCCGCGCUCGUCGCCGCUCUACCGCCCACAUGGCCCGAACGCCGCCGAAUCCGCCGAGCCGCCGCCACAGCCCGCCUCACCACCAGAUCGGGGCGUGCUUGCCCCGGAUCCGCCACCCCACGAUCCCGGAGCCGCCGCUCCGGCGUCCUAA
Lolium perenne is the source of this 591-nucleotide messenger RNA. Lineage: Eukaryota; Viridiplantae; Streptophyta; Magnoliopsida; Poales; Poaceae. The record is from RefSeq and is a predicted model, not a curated record.